GCAUCGUGAAGAAGAUGAAGAACCAAAUACGACAAGAAAAAGCAACAGUUUCCGAACUUAACUUAAACGUCAGGCACUUGCUGCUGAAAUAUCCAAUUGUAGCGUCAGACAACAGAUGGAGCGCUAGCGAGGAAGAUUUAACGGAUAACUCAAGAGAACAAGAUAUCGAUAGUAAUGAAACAUUAGUAGAAGAUGGAGAGGCAGUUAAUAUUGAUAAUCUUAUUGAGUCAGAUGUUGAAAAUAAUUCGGAAGACGAGGACCAAGAGAAUUCAGAGUUAAAUAUUGAAGACGAAGAUAAGUAG
Molecule: messenger RNA, 302 nt
Organism: Didymodactylos carnosus
Lineage: Eukaryota; Metazoa; Rotifera; Eurotatoria; Philodinida; Philodinidae
Source: the annotation of a GenBank genome assembly